Molecule: messenger RNA, 4756 nt
Organism: Hyla sarda
Lineage: Eukaryota; Metazoa; Chordata; Amphibia; Anura; Hylidae
Gene: E2F8
Product: E2F transcription factor 8
Exons: 13
Coding region: 522-2744 (740 amino acids)
Biological process (GO): regulation of transcription by RNA polymerase II
Cellular component (GO): RNA polymerase II transcription regulator complex
Molecular function (GO): RNA polymerase II cis-regulatory region sequence-specific DNA binding; DNA-binding transcription factor activity, RNA polymerase II-specific
Source: RefSeq, a predicted model, not a curated record
UAAGGUGGCAAAUUGAAACAAAGUAUCGGCUGUUUGGCGCCUGGAACCAAAAAUCUACGGCUGACACCGACGUUACCGGUAACCGCGCGAUACUGAACCGACCCUGCGGUACCGCACCCUCCUCCACCGGUACACCGACCCGAAACUGCGGUACCGCACCCUCCUCCGCCGGUACACCGACCCGAAACUGCGGUACCGCACCCUCCUCCACCGGUACACCGACCCGAAACUGCGGUACCGCACCCUCCUCCGCCGGUACACCGACCCGAUACUGCGGUACCGCACCCUCCUCCACCGGUACACCGACCCGAUACUGCGGUACCGCAUCCUCCUCCUCCGGUACACCGACCCGAAACUGCGGUACCGCACCCUCCUCCACCGGUACACCGACCCGAUACUGCGGUACCGCACCCUCCUCCACCGGUACACCGACCCUGCGGUACCGCUUUACCCGUACCCCAAGCACGGAAUGCCGCACAUAAGAUCGCAGUAGAGGACUGGUGUGUGCGGACGUUUACCACAUGUGGAGAACGUCUUUCAGCCUCAUCAAUAUGGAGGACGAUCAGAAGGAAAACGCCGCCCGUCCGGUCAGUAUACGGAUCCCCCGAUCGCCAUCGAAGCAUUCACAGUCUAUGGUACUGACGGAGCUCCACUGUGCAGCCGCCAACCUGAAGACCCCCACCAAACCAUGCGAGAAUAACAGCGACCCCUGGACGCCCACCGCAAACUUAAAAAUGCUGAUUAGCGCGGCGAGUCCAGAGAUACGAAACCGGGAGCGUGAAAUCCUGGAGGAACAGUUUUCCGGGGACGAGCUUGAGAAGACGAUGCCGAGCCGUAAGGAGAAGAGUCUGGGCUUGUUGUGCCAUAAGUUCUUAAAGAGAUACCCCGACUACCCCAACCCCGCUGUGAACAACAGUAUCUGCCUAGAUGAAGUUGCCGGAGAAUUAAGUGUGGAGCGAAGACGGAUCUACGACAUUGUCAACGUGCUGGAGAGCCUGCACAUGGUCAGCCGCCUGGCCAAGAACAAGUACAUCUGGCACGGACGCAAGAACCUCCAUCAGACCUUCGCGGUGUUGAGACGAGUCGGGGAGGAGAACAAAUACGCCGAACAGAUCCAGCACCUAAAGAAGCGCGAGCAGGAGGAGAUGGAUCUACAGGACGAAGCGCUGAUCCCGAAGUCGCUGGUGAAGCAGCAGGAGAUCUGCUUUGUGGAGCUGCCCGGGUUGGAGUUUAGAGCAGCAUCUGUAAACAGCAGGAAGGAGAAGUCCCUGCGAGUGAUGAGUCAGCGGUUCGUGAUGCUUUUCCUGGUGUCGACGCCGCAGAUCGUGAGUCUGGACAUCGCUGCUAAAAUCCUAAUAGGAGAAGAUCAGCUGGAUGACCUGGACAAGAGCAAGUUCAAAACAAAAAUAAGACGUUUAUACGACAUUGCGAACGUUCUGAGCAGCCUGAACCUUAUAAAGAAGGUCCACGUGACGGAGGAGAGGGGCCGCAAACCAGCGUUCCAGUGGACCGGGCCGGAAACCUCACCAGAUAACCAAGAUUGCUCCCCGACCUCGGCGCUGCACACCUCCAUCGCUGUGGACCUCCGUUCUCCCAAAGAGAAUUGCGCCAAGAAUCUGUUUUCCAGUCGCGGCAAGCAAAGCUUCACCCGCCACCAGUCCCUGAUAAAGCUGGCGAAGAGUAUAGAGAACGACAGGAGGAAAAUCAACUCCGCGCCCAGCAGUCCGGUGAAGAGCGGAGAUCCCAGCGAUGGCUCCAUGUCUGUCCCCAGUAAGAUGGCUCAGCUGGCGGCGAUCUGCAAAGAACAGCUCGAUCAGGCCAAGGACCAAAAGAAGAUGAAACUCAAAGUCCCCCGCGGAGUCCUGAACAGUAACGCCAAGGUGCUGAUAAAGCCCCAGAGCCAACAGUCGUCUCCAUUCAGUCCGGUCCUGUUCCAGGCUCUCCCCAUAGUCCAGUCUCAUUCGCCGGCCCCGUACGCCAUCUACAUGCAGUCUCCGCACACUAAUCUCCAGGCCCAACCCGUCCUGUGCUCCGGCAGACAAGAAGGAGACAGGAUAAGUUUACAAGGUGACGGGAAGAACUCGGCAACCGAUCGACCUGCGGAGAAUGAGUUUGUGGCGGAGAAAUGCGCCAGGAAAUCCUCAGAACACGAGAGCGGCGGCUACAAGAGGCUCAAAGCUUCUCCUCAGGAUGAUCUGUCUGAGAGGAUGGUGCAUUCUGGGUACCUCAUUCCCGUACAGCUGGCGACCAUGAGCAACGAUCCCGGGAAAGAUCAAGCGACUUCCACCCCCGAUCCGAAGAUUCUCACGUCUCCUAUCACUGGGGUCUUUCCAUUGAAGGUCAUGUUCUCUCCGUGUGUCGGUCAGACGGCUCAGCCAGCGGGUUCUUCCUCCAGCCCCAGUCCUGGAAUAUUCAACUUUACCCUGCAGAACAAGGACCUGAUAUCGCCCCCCUGUGGCAGCGCCCAGCCUGUUACUAUAUCCCCUAGAAACGGGAAACCGGAUGACAUGCAGGCGGCUAAAGUGUUAAAUUAUAAGCACCUCUCCCCGAUCCCGUAUCACGGGCAGCCCUUCACGUUAUACGCUCUGCAGCAGCAGCCCAGUGUUUCUCUUACACCUAAGGGAUCCCAACCACUGAACGACAGCUUCUUCCGCACCCCCGGGGGCCUGACCUCCUCCCCGCCGGAUUCUCAGGGAUCGCUCCUCGUGUCUCAGAGGAAACUUGAUGUGGGUGGAGAGGAAUAGCGGACGAGCGUGGGUCCGUGUCCAUCACUCCCUGAGCCACCGACUGCUGGGACCCCAGAUGUGCAGUGCAUUAUGGCGGUCCCCCCCCCACCUCCCAUAGGGCCCAUACUUAUUGUCUCUAUACAUCAAAACUCUAUAUGUCAGUGCUGUGAAAUCAAGGAAAUGGAGCCAGUUUAAUAGAUGAACAUAUUCCUCCUGCUAUGUGCCCAUCAUGGUAGCGUUAUUAACCCCUUUGGGCCUGCACUAGAAGCGGGGUUCCUAUAUAGUGGGGUCAAAGGUUAUUUAUCAAUGGCGCACGACUAGUACUCCCCAACCUAUGACUUUUUAGCUGAUUCAAAACUACAACUUCCAGCAUGCCCUGACAGCUGAAGGCUCACCAGCUGUUGCAAAACUACAAAUCCCAGCAUGCCCUGACAGCCGAAGGCUGUCAGGGCAUGCUGGGAGUUGUAGUUUUGCAUCAGCUGGAAAGCCAUAGGGCAGAGAAUACUAGUCUUGCACCAUUCCUAUGGUUGUUCCUCCGCAGCGGAGAAAAAUCUCACAUCCUUUGUGCAUUAAAUGGUUUUCCGGCGCAACGCAAAAUUCGCUCGCCGUAAGCGAACGGACGCCAUAUUGUUUACAUUCAACCUGCUCUUGCUUACAGACUUGGUCAGCGCAUGGUUUGUUACAGUGUGUCAGCGCUCUCCCUCUUGCAUCUAUGUUGUUUCCCUACAGUAUGAAAUGGGGGUUUUCCACCCUGGGGCUGUCCAGCUGUGUAAAAAAACUACAACUCCCAGCAUGCCCUGACCACGUAAGAACUGCGGUUCUGGAGAGCCACAGGUUGAGGAUGGAUGCACCAGGUGGGGGGAAAAAAAAAAUUUGGGUUACUGAUCUCUGAACAAUUGUAACGAGUCCUCUGCUGUGAGAAGUAUGCAGGCGUUCUCAUUCACCAGCAGUAAGGAAUUUUGGAACUUAGUCGAAUAGAAAGUUGCAUUACGUUUUUUAAUACAAGGAUUGGAGGGGAUGUACUCAAAAAUUAAAAAAAAAAAAUUAAAAUAUAUGGCUGCUUUUCUUUAAAAAAAUAAAUUAAAAUAAAACAGCGCCACCCCUGUCCACAGGUGGUAUGUGGUAUUGCAGCUCAGUAGCAAUUACUUCAGUGAAGUUGAACUGUAAUACACAUGACCUUAAGGAUCCUGGAUAUUCCCCCUUUUUAGAUUAUUUUAGAUAAACACAGAGUACCCCUUUAAUAAGGCAGCAGCUGAGGAGCAACCGUCCGAAUGUUAUUACAUUCUAAACUACUCUAAUGCAGUGUUUUCCGACCAGGGUGCCUGCAGCUGUUGCAAAACUAAAACUACAAUAGCUUCACCCUAGGACCCUAUUGGGCCAGGCCUAGGACAACGUGAAACUGCAGGAUCUUAAGCAGCGUUUCCCAACUGUCCUGGCAUGCUGGGAGUUGUAGUUUUGCAACAGCUGGAGGCACUUUGGUUGGGAAACACUGCUGUAAUGUGAGAAUAACUAUAUAUAUAUAUGUACUUUAUAUUAGAACCCCUCUAUAAGCACCCAAUGGUUGCACAAUUAAGAAAAGAAAAAAAAAGUUACAAAAAGAGUAAUUUCGGAAUUAAUUUUUAAAAAUAUUUAUACAGUUUUUCACGUUUGUCACAUCCACGGAAACAUGAACUUUUUAUGGUUUUUAAUAUUUUUUUUUCUUUUUGUAUUGUUCCUUAAUAUAUAUUUUUAGUUUUUUUUUUUUUUUUUUUUUUUUUUAAAUAGGGCCUGUAGACCCCUCUUUUAUAUAUGCUGUAUGUAAUCUGUGACCCCCCCCCCCCUCCCCCUCGCUCUGUAUAUAUCCGCUCUGCAGGGGGCGUCUUUGCACACUAGAUGAUAUACUGUGAUGUAUGUGCUCUACAGGGUUAAUGGUCCGGGACUUGGUUUUUUUCUUUUCUUUUUUUGUUCUUAAAAAAAAUGUACAGAUUUGUAUCAAAGUUUAAAAGAUCAAAAUAUGAAUUAUUUAUAAGAUAUUGGGGAAUUAAUCUGUA